GAUAAUGAAAUAGUUGUCUAAUCUGAUUUCAAAAAUGAAGAUAAUAUUGAAAGUAGGAACAAUUACGCUAUCAUUCGCUAUCACAUUAGAUUGUGUAACGCCGGAAUUAAUAAAUCCCCAAAUAAUACAAAAUUCCUCCAUGAAAUUUCUGAGAAUCAAAGUGUUUCAAUAUUUACCUUAGAUUAAUGCACCGAUUUCGCACUGUCCGUCUCUAGAUCACAGGCGUUCCUAUUAUUUAUUCUAGAUUAGAUAUAUUGGAUCAGGUGUGAACCACACAUGGUGGUACAUCAGUGACCCUCUAAAAUGUAUCAUGGUGUGGACCAGAAAAAGCGAACAAACCCCAAAGAAAAAGCAAAUUUGUUCUCACUGAUCACUUUUUUCUUCACGCACGACUUGCUCAAAAAGGGCUACAAAAAUGAUUUCGUCGAAGAAGACGUUUACGAGGUUUUGCAUAAAUUUAGAUCAUCGAAACUGGGAGAUACGUUAGAAGAACAGUGGGCGAAGGAACAGAAACGGAAGAACCCGUCAGUGUAUCGGCUCUUAUGGGCCUGUUAUGGCAAAUAUUAUCUCUUUCUGGGCUUCAUCCAGUUAGGGAUGAAGAUUUGUGUUUUAGCGAUUCAACCAAAUGCUUUAGGGAAGUUCGUCUCGUAUUUCACUUCGUCCACCAAACUUACAAGAGCGGAUGCCAUUUAUUACGCUUGUGUUUUGAUCGCGAUAAACAUCAUUAACACCACCUAUGGCCACAAUUACAUGUUCCAUAUUAUGGAGCUAGGAGUCCGUAUCAAGACGGCUUUCUGCUCCCUCAUCUACCGCAAGUCUUUAAAAUUAACUUCUUCGUCAUUGUCUGCGACAAGUGUGGGAAAAAUCGUAACACUUGUCACAAAAGACGUGACAAAUUUCGAAAAUGCGAUAAUUUUCAUGAACGACAUGUGGAUCAGUUUGAUACUCCUUGUGUUGACAUCCUGGAUGAUGUAUAAGAAAAUCGGAGUGGCGGCUUUGGCCGGAGUUCUCUUCCUAGUGCUGAUAAUACCCUUGCAAGUUCUGUUUGGGAAACUGACCACGACCCUGAGACUCAAAGCCAGCAAAGUGACCGAUCAGCGGAUCCAACUGACUCAAGAGAUCCUCUCCGCCAUAAAAACCAUCAAAAUGUACACUUGGGAGCGCUUUUUCGGCGAGAAAAUCUCCAAAGCCCGCGAAAAGGAAGUGACAAAAGUCAAGCAAAUUUUUUUCUCCAAAGCCACGUCCCUGGUCAUCGGUGGCUUGGUCAUCAGCGUCACUUUCUACAUCAUCGUGAUAACGUACAUCCAAAUGGGGAACUACUUCACGGCCGAAGUGGCCGUGUUCUUGAACGGCUGUUUGCACAUAUUACGCUCCUCAGUCACGAUUUCCAUCCCAAUAGGAAUCGCCCAAACGGCCGAACUGAUCGCUUCUGUCAACCGAAUUCGCAAAUUUCUCACAGCUGACGAGCAACCGCAAACGAGCACCGAGUCAGACUCAAAACCCAUAAUCGAAUUAAAACAGGUCGCUGUUGAAGUCAACAAAAUCCCGAUCUUGCACAAUGUUAACCUGACGUUCAAGUCCGGCUUGAAUUUUAUUACCGGCAAGCUCGGAGGUGGCAAAAGCUCGCUCUUGAAGACCAUCCUCCGGGAUUACCCCACUUGUGCCGGGAGUCUGACCAUUCACGGCACCGUGUCGUAUGCCUCGGAGGAACCGUGGCUGUUCCCGUCGUCCAUCCGCCAAAACAUUCUAUUCGGCCAGAAAUACAACCCAGAGCGGUACAAUAAAGUCCUCCAAGUGUGUGCCUUGGAGCAAGACUUUGACACUUUCGAAAAGGGGGACAGUACCAUCGUGGACGACCGCGGAAUGAAUUUGAGCAAAGGCCAGCAAGCCAGGAUCAGUCUGGCCAGAGCUGUGUACUGCGACAGCGAUAUUUACUUACUAGACGACUGUUUGUCGUCUCUGGAUACUCAAGUCCAGGAGUACGUCUUCAGGGAGUGUGUCAAGACGUUCCUCAAGGACAAAAUCGUUGUUAUGAUUUCGCACAACGAGCGCCAAAUCAAAGACGGUGAUUGUGUGGUCAUUAUGGAAGGUGGUACCGUAAAAUCGUGUUUGAAACCGUCCGAAAUACGCGACGAAGAAAUCGAAGAACUGGUCCGUGAAGACGACAAAGGUGUCGAAGACGAUAUUAUCGACAACAUCGUGCUGGAAAACGACGAGUCACGCGAAGACACCAAACUAAUAGACAAACCGAAACACAACAUCUACAGUGAGCAGAAGAAAGAGGGGAAGGUCGAUUUUGGAGUUUACCGAAAGUACUUCACACAUGGCGGCUCACUGUUCGUUUUGUUUUUGAUAAUCCUACUGUUUGUUUCGGCCCAAAGUGCGAGUAUUUUUUCAGAGAACUGUGUCAAGAACUGGAUUAACUUGCAACAAAACAUAUCGGACUACAAGUUCAACGCUUCCAACAUUUCCGAAACCGAAUAUCACACCCUGAUUAGGAAAAACACCAAAGUUAUCAACAUGUAUACCGCUGCUAUUAUCACUUCCACAGUGCUGUUGCUCUUAAGGGCGUUCGCCCUUUUUGCGUUUGCCACGCGGGCCUCAGUUGCCCUUCACAAAGCAAUGGCCUUGUCGGUGGUCAACGCCACAAUGAAAUUUUUCGACUUGCACUACAUCGGGAAUAUUUUGAACCGCUUUUCCAAAGACCUUGCAAUGAUUGACGAGAUUUUACCCCACACUCUCUAUGAAUGCUUUCGGAUGAUUUGCUUCAUCAGUGGCGUCUUAAUUUUGAUUCUAAUAGUCAGAGCUUUGUUCAUCAUCCCCAUUUGUAUCAUGGCUGCUUUACUUUUCAUCCUGAGGAAAUAUUAUUUGCCAACUGGGAGAAGUCUCAAAAGACUGGAAUCAGCAACACGUAGUCCAUUCAUUGGGCAUCUGAAUGCCUCUUUGGAAGGCCUCACUAUAAUUAGGGCCUACCGCACUGAGGACAUUCUGCGAGAAGAGUUCGACAAACACCAGGACCUUUACACUUCAACCUUCUACAUGAUGCAGUGCACAGCACGAGCAUUUGCCUAUUUCGCAGACAUGAUCUGUAGCCUCUUCAUGGCCAUUAUAAUAACCUGGCUCUUAAUUACGAGAUCAGAUUCCCUGCCUGGGAACGUCACUUUGGCCAUAACGCAGGCCCUUGGCUUGACCGGCCUGCUCCAGUGGGCGAUAAGACAGUGGGCAGAGCUAGAGAACUACAUGACUUCAGUGGAGAGAGUCCUAGAAUACGCAAACGUGGAGACGGAAAACCGAGCUGGCCAGGUGUUGGACGACUGGCCCACAGGUGGCAAAAUCACCUACCAGAGGGUUAACUUAACGUACGGCAAGUCGAAAGAAUUUGUCUUGAAAGACAUCACUUUUGCGAUAAAUCCGCGCGAGAAAAUCGGCAUUGUUGGACGCACAGGUGCUGGGAAAAGCUCGCUGAUUUCGACUCUCUUCCGCUUGUACCGAUGCGAAGGGGCAAUUGCCAUAGACGACGUCGAUAUUAAAACCCUCUCUUUGGAUUUUCUGCGGUCGAACAUCGCCAUUAUCCCUCAGGAUCCCGUUUUGUUCAGCGGGACAAUCCGCAGCAAUAUUGAUCCAAUCGGCCUCCACACGGACGAGGAGAUUUGGAAGGCGGUCACGACCGCGAAUUUGAAGACUUUGGUUACAAGUCUGGACUAUGAAAUAACCGAAAGUGGGUCCAAUUACAGCUCUGGGCAAAGGCAACUGAUUUGCUUGGCGCGGGCGAUCAUCAGCAAGUGCAAAAUUAUCAUUCUGGAUGAAGCGACAGCGAACGUGGAUCCCGAGACGGAUGUGAUGAUCUACUCGAUUAUCCAGGAGAAUUUCGCGUCUUGCACGGUUUUGACCAUCGCGCAUAGACUGCAUACUGUUAUGUAUUCCGACAGAGUAAUGGUUGUGGAUAAGGGAGAAAUCGUGGAGUUUGAUAGUCCCAGUGUUUUGCUUAGCAAUCAAGACGGAUUUUUCUACAAGAUGAUUCAGCAAGCCAACUUGUUGAAGUAAUUUUAGGUUUAUGGUUUUUCGUAAAUGUGAUUUCUGAGCAGUUUUGUACUUAGCAGUAAUAAAGAAUUUAAAGUAA
Messenger RNA from Tribolium castaneum (red flour beetle), 4120 nucleotides. RefSeq names its product ATP-binding cassette subfamily C member 4. Gene Ontology annotation, biological process: transmembrane transport. The transcript has 8 exons. Bases 304 to 4044 code for a protein of 1246 amino acids. The record is from RefSeq and is a predicted model, not a curated record. Gene Ontology annotation, cellular component: membrane. NCBI's taxonomy places the organism in Eukaryota, Metazoa, Arthropoda, Insecta, Coleoptera, Tenebrionidae. Gene Ontology annotation, molecular function: ATP hydrolysis activity; ABC-type transporter activity; ATP binding.